GAAGCCAGUCACACACCUUUUACCUCAAAAAACAAAAAUCAUUCCCUUAGAGAAAACAAAAGCACAGAAUCGAAAGAAGAGUUAUUUUUUGAGAGAGAUUGGGAUGGCUUCGACGAAGAAGAUCACACUGAAGAGUUCGGACGGCGAGGCCUUCGAGGUGGAGGAGGCGGUGGCGGUGGAGUCCCAGACGAUCAAGCACAUGAUCGAGGACAACUGCGCCGACAGCGGAAUUCCUCUCCCCAAUGUUACCAGCAAGAUUCUGGCCAAGGUUAUCGAGUAUUGCAAGAAGCACGUUGAGGCCAAUUGCGCUGAUGAGAAGCCCAGUGAGGAUGAACUCAAGGCUUGGGACGCUGAUUUCGUCAAGGUUGAUCAGGCCACACUCUUUGAUCUCAUUCUGGCUGCAAAUUACUUGAAUAUCAAGAGCCUUUUGGACCUUACUUGCCAGACAGUAGCAGACAUGAUCAAGGGAAAGACUCCUGAGGAAAUUCGCAAGACAUUCAACAUCAAGAAUGACUUCACCCCUGAGGAAGAGGAGGAAGUUCGUAGGGAAAACCAAUGGGCCUUUGAAUGAGUUUAUAAUUCUGCUACUUUUUAAAUUUCAAUGAAAAGAUAUGCCCUAUAGUUGCUAGUUUAUUUGUGUUUUAUGUUUCGCGUUUCUGACUUGUCUUUUUUUUUUUUUAACUUGUGGGGGCAAUCUUGAAAUUGUAAGUAAUAGUUGAAUAUGGUGGGAGGAAUGCUCUUGAGUCUGGUAUCUCAGCUUUACUGUUAAUUCAUUGUCCAACUCUUCUGUUGCUCUCGUAUUAAUUAAAUGUUAGUGUUUGUUCUUUCGUUA
Messenger RNA from Glycine soja, 832 nucleotides. Its product is annotated as SKP1-like protein 1A. The record is from RefSeq and is a predicted model, not a curated record. Gene Ontology annotation, cellular component: cytoplasm; nucleus. Gene Ontology annotation, biological process: SCF-dependent proteasomal ubiquitin-dependent protein catabolic process. Lineage: Eukaryota; Viridiplantae; Streptophyta; Magnoliopsida; Fabales; Fabaceae. The transcript is spliced from 2 exons. The coding region runs from base 104 to 571 and encodes 155 amino acids. Gene Ontology annotation, molecular function: cullin family protein binding.